AUGGCCAGUCAGCAACAGGCAGAAACCAAUCACGUCCCCACCUCCAGUGUCCCCUUUCUUUGUGCCACGGGCACGGUGCGGGACAAGGGCUUCGACACCUGCGAUCUCAGGCACCUCCGGAAGCUGAAGUACUUCUUUCAGGCAGCCGCUAUGAACCGCAUGGGCAUGGCGGAGUGGAGUGAGCCGGUGGUAGUGGACAUGGCCCGCACAUAG
This is a messenger RNA of Effrenium voratum, 213 nucleotides long. The record is from the annotation of a GenBank genome assembly. Lineage: Eukaryota; Dinophyceae; Suessiales; Symbiodiniaceae.